Molecule: messenger RNA, 2048 nt
Organism: Achroia grisella
Lineage: Eukaryota; Metazoa; Arthropoda; Insecta; Lepidoptera; Pyralidae
Product: serine/threonine-protein phosphatase 1 regulatory subunit 10-like
Exons: 9
Coding region: 256-1374 (372 amino acids)
Source: RefSeq, a predicted model, not a curated record
UGGUUGGCCAUUUUGUUCGCGCGUCCUCUCUCGACUAGUGCCGUUACCCACGCUUUCUGAAUUCUCUUUUUCUACUGCCGGCCAUUGCCGGUUAACGCAUUCAUAACCUAUCUUAUAUUAAGUCCAUGUUCAUUGUUUUAGCCCAUCGCGUCACCUACUAUCACACUUAAAUAUUUUAUGUUUUUAAAUUCAUAUGAUUGUAUCGAUUAUUAUAAGAAUUUACUAAACUUAGUAAUUUUUUGAUAUCAACUAAAUAUGGAUGGACCAGGCCGCGGUUUUCGCGGCGGUGGACGUGGUGGACCUCCUGGUCCGAGAGGAAGAGGAGGAUUUGAUAUGCGGGGACGUGGAGGACCUGGUAUGAGAGGACGAGGCGGGCCGCCACGAGGUGGUCCUCCACGCGGCGGGCCACGAGGCUUCCGAGGAGGACCUAUGAGAGGUGGCGGAGGUGAUAGAGGUGGCCGUAGUUUUCCACCUGGACCACAAGGCCCUGGUCCUCAUCCUGUGCCUACAAUAGAAUCAAGAGGAGGACCUCCACAAAGAGGAGGGUUUAACAAUAGAGGUGGUCCUGGUGGUAUGCGAGGAAGAGGAGGCAGAGGUAGAGGUGAUUUUGGACCUCGUGGUGAUAGGGGUGGCCGUGGUGGGAUGCCCAUGAGAGGUCGCGGAGGUCGUGGUGGACAUGGACCACCAGGUGGUCCACAGCCAGGAGGUCCAGGUGGACCGGGGCCACACCUUCAAGCAGGACUUCCCCCUGGUGGCCCAGGUCCGGUAGUUCGGCAACCGCCACAUGUAGCGCCAGGAGCACCAGCUGUUGUUCCAACUGUUCCCCCUCACCAGUCCCAAUCAGGCCCGCCCUUCAAGAGAGGAGGUGGACCACCUCAUGGAGGUCCAGGUGGGCCACCAAAGCGUGGAAGGUAUGAAGGUCCACGAGGGGGAGGCGGAGGCCGUGCACCACAACCUGGUGGCUACCAACAGGUGCCACUCCAACACAACCCCCAAGUUCCACCAAAUGGUUAUGGACCUUCUCACACUGGAUACCAACCAUAUGAACAGCCAGCACCAGAUCCCUAUGCACAGCCAGCUUAUAAUACACCCAGUUCGUAUCAGAGCAACACUUACCCCGCGCCGGCACCCGCUCCGGCUAACUCAGGAUAUAAUUCUGGUGGGUAUGGAUCAAGCUAUGGCUAUUCUACUGGUGGACAAGGUGGUUACGAAAAUGAUAGUUAUGGCACACCAGGCGGCGCUGGUGAUGCCGGUUACGGUGUAGCGGAGCCGGCUUACGGUGGGGCGGCACCUGCCUAUGAUUCUUAUUCACAACCUUCCUACAGUUCUUACCAACAGCCUCAAACUCAAUACAACAACUAUGGCAGUUGGUGAUCUGUUUGACUAUAACAGAAUAUGAUUUACAUCCAUAUACCACAAUAAUAGCUGGAUCGAUUUAAUGAAGCAUGUGGGACAUAAAGUAUUUAUUAUGAUAAUUUAGGCUAGGUGGUUUGAAUGAAAGUCUUUGAUGCUAGAUUAAUUUUAUUUAAUGACAUACAUAAAGUAUUCAGUGACUUUAAUAAGUAGAUCUUUUGACAACUAAUCGUAAAUAGACUUAUUCUAGUGUAUACAAUUUAUUAUGAAUUGUACUUUUAUGGUAUUUUCGUAUUGAUGUCAAAUUUUUACUUUAUAAUUCAGAAAUUAAAAAUUUGUAAUACUUAUUGAGUAAUUAAUAAAAAAAUAAUACAAACGGAAUAAUGAAAAGGUAUAUAAUAAUACCAAUGUUUAGAUAUUAAGAUGCCAUUCGUAAUAAAAUUAUGAAAGAUACUGUGUAAUUUAUUUGAUGGUCACAAACAUACUAUGGUAAUAUGAUAAAACACUGAUGAUUGAUCUCAAUAUGUAUAUAAUUUUGUGUAGUUCUGCAAGAAUUAUUUUAUAAUUUAAUAAAGCUACCAGGUGAUUGGUAUUGAGGGUUGGUAUAAAAAUAUAUACAUAUAUAUGAUAAUUAACAAUAUAAAACCUUAUUAAAACAGUACAUAAAAUUUCGCAGCAGACAUUACAAUUUUCGA